Messenger RNA from Gadus macrocephalus (Pacific cod), 3483 nucleotides. Its product is annotated as RING finger protein 145. Lineage: Eukaryota; Metazoa; Chordata; Actinopteri; Gadiformes; Gadidae. Bases 415 to 2748 code for a protein of 777 amino acids. Gene Ontology annotation, molecular function: zinc ion binding; ubiquitin protein ligase activity. The transcript has 12 exons. Gene Ontology annotation, cellular component: endomembrane system; endoplasmic reticulum. The record is from RefSeq and is a predicted model, not a curated record.
UGGUCCGCUGGAUAUGUGACGUGUUCAUGGGAAAUGGCCACGCAAGCGAAAGGAAUCACAGAAGAACGUUGAAAUCAUCUUUGUCCAGCUUCAAACUGUUGAAUAGUGACUUUUGAGGCUUUCAUUUAUGAUCCAUAAGGUAUAUUUAUAUUAAACCGAACGGUGCAUUUCGGGAAAGCCGAACAGCUUGUAGAGAAACUAUGCAAACAUGUUGUGGUGGCUCACUCAGGGAGCUAACCUGCAGCACCUAGCCUGGGGAAGGCUGGCACCCAGCGCCGAUGUGACACCCUUUUCAAAAUGACACGAAGAAGUGGAUCCGAGUGGGUUGGGAACUGUUCGUGCUAGGCUACAGACACACACAGGGCGACAGAACGGAGGAUGUGACCCACGUCCCGGGGUCGAGCAGGUAUCGCGAUGCCUCGUCUGGAAGAGGUGGCCAACGUCGCCCUGCGGGUGCCCAGCCUUCUCCUGCUGGACAUGCUGUUCAAGUGUGACGUCGACGGCGUCACGGAGCACAUCAGGGCCAAGAACGAUGACAUGCUGUUCAAGUACAAGUAUGUCAUCUGGAACAUGUACUACCUUGGUCACCUGGUGAAUGUGUGUGUGUUGGUUCUGCCUCUUCGUCACAUCGUAACGCUCUACCUCCACAUACUGGCUGCCCUGCUUCUUUACGUCGGACACCAGAUCUCCAAGGACUACGUGAACGAGGAGGUGCUGAACGGCUACGGGGGGUCGCUGUACCUCGACGCUGCGGCCUUCCAAAGAUUCGUCACCGCACUGACAAGUCUGAUUAUUCUCAACACGUUGUGUGCCUUCCUGAUGAAGACCAGAAAGGUCUGGCUGUUUUCCGCCCACCUGCUCCCCCUGCUGGCCAGACUGUGCGCUGCGCCGCCCGACGUGCUUCUGCUCGUCAGCUCGUCCUCCGUGGCUCUGACCGGCGUGGGCAUGGCUGUCUUCCUCCUCUCCAACCUCUUUGUGCCCUAUCGCCUCGCACGGGCCGCCUACUCUGAGCUGCUCCGGAUGGAGGUGGUGGAGCUGUACCGGCUGGUCGCCGUGGCGAUGUCCCUCUGGAACCAGUUUGCGGUGCCGCUGCUGUUCAGCGUCUUCUGGAUGGUUCUGUUCGUCGUGCAGCUGGGGUCCGACGUCAUGGCCGCCCGCGGCACGCUCACGUACCAGGGGGUCCUGUUCCUCCUGCUGUCCAGUGUGUCAGAGUGCUGUGCCACACCCUACUCCCUGCUGGGCCUCGCCUUUGUGGUGUCCUACUUGGCCCUGGGCCUCCUCAACCUCUGCAAGUUCUACCUGGGAGGCUACGCAGCAGUGCUGAAUGAGAACGUCAUGCACAGAGGGGUGACGGAGGGCGUGACCCUGUUCCUGCUGGCGCUCCAGACGGGGCUGCUGGACAUGCAGGCCCUCCAGCGCACCUUCCUCCUCAGCAUCAUCCUCUUCAUCGUGCUCACCUCUACGCUGCAGUCCAUGAUCGAGAUCACCGACCCGGUCAUCCUGGCGCUGGGCGCGUCACGCAACAGGAGCUGGUGGAAACACCUGCGAGGGCUGAGCAUGUGUCUCCUGCUGCUGGUGUUCCCUGGCUUCAUGGCCUAUAAGAUCUCCCAGUUCUUCCACAUGGACUUCUGGCUCCUGAUCCUCGUGUCCAGCUGCAUGCUCACCUCUCUCCAGGUCACCGGCAGCCUGCUGAUCUACUCGCUCUUCAUGGCGGAGCUGUUCUGCCGCGAGCCCAUCGAGAGCCUGGACGAGGUCAUCUACUGGGUGAACGCCGUCAGCCGCGUGCUGGAGUUCGUGGUGGCGCUGUGCGUGGUGGCCUACGGCGCCUGGGAGUCGCUGUUCGGCGAGUGGAGCUGGAUGGGCGCCUCGGUCAUCAUCAUCCACUCCUACUUCAACGUGUGGCUGCGCGCCCAGUCCGGCUGGAAGAGCUUCCUGCUCCGGCAGGAGGCGGCCAAGAAGAUCAACUCCCUGCCGCGGGCCACGCCGGCGCAGCUGCAGCGCCACAACGACGUCUGCUCCAUCUGCUUCCAGGAAAUGAGCUCGGCGGUGAUCACGCUCUGCGGACACUUCUUCCACGGCAACUGCCUGCGCAAGUGGCUCUACGUCCAGGAGACCUGCCCCAUGUGCCACCAGUCGGUCCGGCCCGACGCCACCGCCCAGAGCCCCGCCCCCGAGGGGGAGGGCGACGGGGUUUGGGUGGAGGGGGAGUGGGAGGAGGAGGAGGUGGAGGGGGAGUGGGAGGAGGAGGAGGAGGAGGUGGAGGGGGAGUGGGAGGAGGAAGAGGAGGAGGAGGAGGAGGUGGCCCCACCAGAGGAAGGGCUAUUCGGGAACCAUGGCAACGAUGGCGGUGCUGCAGAGGAGAUCUACGAGUAUCCUCCGGAGAGGGAGGAGGAGGAGGAGGAGGAGGAGGAGGAGGGAGCUGGCAGCGACGGCGACCUCCCUGCCAACGACUCUUCCCGCGAUGACCUCAACAUGGAGGCCGUCCAAGGCCUGUGCUUCAGCUCCAGUGGGGACUUUGUGGGCUACGCCACUCCAGCUGAUCGCGUGUUCCCGUGGGGGGACCGGCUCCCGGUGUCCCCCGGGGACGGAGCUCCGGCUGGAGGUGAGGUGAGGUGGGGGGAGGGCAGAGGCACGCUGUCUGCAGAGGGAGACGGGCUCGCGGACACAGACGAUCCACCGCCGCCAGCGCCGCCGCCGUCGCUGUUAUGGUGGACCCUGGCGAACAGGAAGUGGAGGAGGGUUGACUAGAGCGGGAGAGGAGCCGACCAUCUGCGGACCGCCACAUGAAUGCUUCCUCUUGUGCUGCGCGGCCGGACAGAGCUGUGGGCUGAGGAGCAGACUGCAGUACUGUGUGGAGCGUGGUGAAUCCCAGUCCGUCAAAGGCAGAUACUGAAGGAGAGAGAGAGAGAGAGAGAGAGAGAGAGAGAGAGAGAGAGAGAGAGAGAGAGAGAGAGAGAGAGAGAGAGAGAGAGAGAGAGAGAGAGAGAGAGAGAGAGAGAGAGAGAGAGAGAGAGAGAGAGAGAGAGAGAGAGAGAGAGAGAGAGAGAGAGAGAGAGAGAGAGAGAGAGAGCAUCUGAAAGAUUACCAUGCAUUAGAUAUUCCCCACUUGUGCAAAAGAGCUCUGAUGUGACUUAAAAUGGCGUUGCCUGGAGAGCUACGACGCCAUCGCUCGCUCCCUUUCCUGCACAAGCACAGAGGAACGUGGCCCGGGCCUCAGUGCCCUUGAGGGUGCGAUGGUGUCAGCAAACCGUGGACCAGACCUCGGUUGGUCUUCUGUCUUGUGAACUAAUAGGGAAGUAAUGUGUCCCUCCUAACGAAUGUGCUCCAGCAGUCCAUGAAACGUUGCUGGAUUUAAUUUGCAGGCAAUAAUGUCUCGGUGUCAAAAUCGAUCGUUGAACUGUUGUUGAAAGCAGUUCAUGAGGCAGUUAUAUAUUAACACAGUCUAAACUUGUGGAAAUUAAAGUAUUUAAUUUGUUUGUCUAA